UAUUUCAAAUAUAAUUGUAGGAAGCGAUGGGCCACGAAGGAGCAAAGCCUCAACGUGCUAUUUAUUUGAGAAACGGAAGAAUUUUUACCACAGGAUUUUCUCGCAUGAGCGAACGACAAUAUGCAUUACGUAAUGAGUCAUCUCUUAAAGACCCCAUCAUUCUAGAAACAUUAGAUACAAGCAACGGCGUCUUAUAUCCAUUCUACGACCCAGAUGUUAAUCUUCUUUAUCUUUGUGCCAAGGGUGACAGCAACAUCCGAUACUUUGAAAUAACGGACGAGGCGCCGUAUGUUCACUACAUCAGCACGUUUCAAUCUUCCGAACCCCAAAGAGGCAUGGGAGUUAUGCCAAAGAGAGGUUGCGAUGUUCACCAAUGUGAAAUUGGAAGAUUUUACAAAUUACAUUCUCGUGGCUUCUGUGAAGUCAUUUCAUUUACUGUGCCAAGAAAGUCCGAACUAUUCCAAGAUGAUCUGUAUCCUCCCACCCUGGCCGAUGUUCCCGCAAUUUCUGCUGAAGAGUGGUCCGACGGAAAAAAUGCUGAGCCAAUAUUGUUUUCUCUGAAAGACGGCUACAUUCCUGCUAAAAAACAAGAAUUAAAGGUGACGAAGAAACCAAAUAUUUUGGACAAGAUGCCCGCAAAGAACUCGAAUGUGUCGGCUGGAACGGCUGAUUCGUCGCAUGUGCCUCAGAGGCAACAGAAUCAAAAAAUGGACGAAAUGGUGGAAGAGGUCAGAAAAAUGAAGGCCACGUUACUGAAACAUGAAAUUCGCAUCCGAGAUCUAGAGAAAAUGUUAGAAUCUCCGGGAGGAAGACUGGCAGGAAACAAACCCGUCCAUUCCAGUGCCAACAGUCACGGCAACUCGGGUCUCAUGCCGGACGAAGUGUAACGUUCCUGUCUGCUUGCUCUCGCCGACGGUCCGCCCCAAUCUAGUCUACUCGGAGACGACAUGUACAAACGACCGGCAGCGGUCUUUCCGCGUUGACGGCGGGAGACGGCCCGGCCGGGGGAUUUUUCAAAAAGGAAAACAAGACGCCGGCAGUUCUACGUCUUUUUGUUCAUCUCCAAAUUAGAACUGAUCUUUUAUUUUGUCAAAUUGAGUUUUUUGCCACGGUACCGAACGUGUAUCUUGUUUGUCAUGCGAUAGUUCAUGACCGUGUUCCCUUCGAGUUCAAAUUUAAGGUAUGUGAAAUGUGUGCAUGUGGUGUGUGGCUGUAAAAUGUGAAUAAUUUUCCAGUUUUACAGAAUAUUUCUGGGAUAUAUUGAGUCGAACGAUUUAUAGAUAUUAAGAUAUACAUAAUUAAUACAUUAUUGUUUUGCAGUCGUAUCGUAACGGGGAUUACUUAUUAACGGCAUUCCAGUUUCGAAAAAUGUCCAAAUAUUUUUAAAAAGAUCUUUUUAAAAUACAUUCCAUUAAAGGAAGGCUUAUUUAUAUAUAUAUAUAUGUGACAUUAUCAUGCAUCAUUUUAUACAAAUGCCAUCAAAAUCUUGCUACAAUAAUUAAGAAUCCAUUUUUUUUAUUAUUAAACCUAUUUUUUUAAAUGCGUAUAUUUUUCGUCACUAAUUGCAGAUAUUAUUAAUUCUGAAUAUAUUAUUGCUAUGCAAAUGUAUCCCACGGAAGAUGCUUCUAAAGAGGAUUAUGUUAAAAUUUAGUAUCUGUGAUAUUACAGAUACUAAAUAUUGUGAUUUAUGCUUUUUUUAUAUAAAAGAAAAAAAUAAAGCAUCUCACAGAGAUGUGUAAUGUAUUUAAAUUUUUUUUUUAUUAAUGGAUGAGCUAAAACUGUUUCGAACCGAUACAUCGUCUGUCUUCCAGUAAACGUCAGAAUUUUUUUACGUCUUAAUACGAAAAAUUAUAUUUCUAUAAGAGAAAAAUGGGAAAACAAUGAGAUUCUUGCAAUUCACAAUACCAAAAAAAAAAAUAAUUUGCUAGGUGUAUAAUUAUUGUGCUUAUAUUCUUGGUUAACAAAAUUAUUUUCGAAGCGAGGAUGCAAUGUUUUUCGACAAUAUAAAUCCUUUAGAAAAUUAA
Messenger RNA from Centruroides sculpturatus (bark scorpion), 2024 nucleotides. RefSeq names its product coronin-1C-like. Lineage: Eukaryota; Metazoa; Arthropoda; Arachnida; Scorpiones; Buthidae. The coding region runs from base 27 to 887 and encodes 286 amino acids. The record is from RefSeq and is a predicted model, not a curated record. The transcript is spliced from 8 exons. Gene Ontology annotation, molecular function: actin filament binding. Gene Ontology annotation, biological process: actin filament organization.